ACGACGCGACGCGACGCUGGAGUUUGACAACACUUCGAGAAUAAAUAAUGCCGGACUCGAAGACAUUUUAAAAUUAAAAGUACCAUUGAAAAAAUGUUUGAACGGUCUUCCUCCAGAAAUAAAGGGGCAAAGUCUUCGAUUCAUCGUAAAGAAGUGGAAGACAGAAGCCGUCAUGGAAAGGGUGUCCAUUCAACAAUUCAAACUCGUUCGAUUGAGAGGGCUCUCGCUCCAAUUGCAGCACAGGUAUCUCAGCUUAUUAUCUUGAAUGAGACUGCAGAGAGGAAAGGUGGCAAGCUACCCAAUCUUAUUCCAUUCGCUCAGACUGUCCUGAGAGCAACAGAAGAACUUGUGCAGGUUGGGCACAAAAUGGCAAGAGAUACAGAUGAUGAGAAACUACAGCGAGAGAUGCCUGCGGUAUGUGACGCAAGCAUAGCUGCUGGUCGGAGCAUGUUGAUGGCAGUACAACGCCUACAGGCUGAGCCCCUAUCAGAGCCAGCUAGAGACAACAUGGUCACUGCUGCACGGAGACUGCUGGAGACUACAAUGAAGGUGCUCCUUAUAUCUGAUGAAGCAGAGGUGAAUAGAAUACUAGAUACGUGUGACUGGGUGUCAGAGGGAUUACAAGAUAUCAGAGCUGUGGCAUCCAUGAAGGAAUUAGUGAUAACAUUCAAGGACUUUGCUGAAUCUGUUCUCAUACUCUGUGAUCUGUGUGACAAGAGACAACAGGAUCUCAAUGACCCUGAAAAGAAAGAAAGAAUAGUAACUGCUCUGUCGGGACUCAAGAGGGCACUGCCCCUUCUCAACUCGUCAAUGCAAAGUUACGUCAAGUAUCCUGCCAAUGUACAAGCAAAGGCUAGUCGGGAUUACUCCUGCAAGCAAGUAAAUGACUGUGUUGAACAAAUCACUGAGGUUUUAACACAGGAUUCUAGCAGAGUACAAAAUGCAGCUGCAUCAGACAGACCAGGGCAUUUUGCUCACAACAUGGAAAAGUUAGUGGAGCUACUUUCACCCAACAUGCGAUUGAAACUUGACAAAGGUUUUGAAGAUGUCUUAGAGCAGACAGUCCGACAUGGAAUGAGCGUCGCUGCUUCAUCUCGAGAACCUAUCCGAGACGAAAUUGUCUCCAUUUGCAAACAGAUACUACAACUCAGAUCAGAAAUAAUGAAGGACCUAAAGGCUUUGCGUGACAACCCCUCCUACAGCCAACUCAGCUCGGAUUUCAAGAAAUCCUGCGAGCGAUUAGCCCAUGACCUGCUGACCUUGGAGAAUUUAGUGAAGAGCGCCCUCAUACAUCAGGUGGUAGAUGCUUUCACCGAGACGACGGAACCGCUUGAUCGGCUAGUGAAGACAUCUACAGUGAGGUUAAAGGAGAAAGGUUCAUUGAAGGAGGAUAUCUGUACCAAGCUUCUACAGCCGUUGGACGAUGCCUUCCAUGAUCAUUCAGACAGGAUUCUUCAGAUGGCUAGCUUUGUAGCAGCCAGCUGUGUGGAUAGCAAUCAGGGACAAGAAAUCCUCGCUCUUGUUAACAACAUGGAGCAGUUAGAUGCCGAUGUCUUCCCAUCAUGCCUUGCUGUACGGAAAGACCUGACAAAUAAAGGAGCAGUUGAACAUCUCAAGUUGGUAAGGCGAGAGUGGCACAGUUCCUUACAUCAGCUGAUGGAUAUCAUAGACACUCUGAUAGAGACAAGAAGGUUCCUUGAAGUAUCAGAAUCCUGCCUUGAAAAGGAUGUUGAGGAGUGUCGUCAGGCGGGUCUGAUCAGCGAUGCACAGCUCCUCUCAGAGGCGGUUGGUAAUAUUGUUGGACGUUGUAAGAGGGUUCUACAGGUUGCUAGGCAACACCAGGAUAAAAAUGAGGAUGCGGUGUAUAGAAACGGUCUUCAGGUCUUCAUCUCUCAGCUCGAGAAUGCCCUCCCUCUGGUCAAGAAUGGUGGUCAUUACCUAGUGGGGAACAUCAAGAACAAGAGAGCGAUGACGGCCCUCUCAGAGCAUAACUAUCAUCUCCUUCAGUGUGUUCACAACCUGUGCUGUGGGUUAGACGUUUCUAACCAUCCUGAUAUUCUUAGUCCUCUUAGAGGGCAGGUCAGAGAUCAUCAUGUCACAACCAGUCAAGGGUCAUUAGACUUUCUGAGAGGUCUUCCUGAUGAGUCCCCAACUCAGAGACUGAACCUGUCACCCAAGUCCAGACAGCCACCAGGGGGCCACAGCCCUGAGGAUUACUUGAGCAAAUCAGUCAAGUAUCUAUCCCUCUUGGAUUCUACUCCAUCAUUCCAUCUCCCUUCGGAUGCUAUCUCUACUCCACAUGGUGCAUCAUCGAUACAGCCCAGACGCAGAGAUGCUGGUGGGAUUGACAACGGGAUUGCAGAUGAUCACCAAGUACCCUCUAGAAAGAUUACAAAAGAUAUGAUCCGUAGACUAGACAUGGCCUAUCCAAUGAAUGAACUGAUGAGGGCGUUGUUUACAAACCAACGUGAUCAGGUUGUUUUGCUGUGUCAGAAAGCGAGGGAGAAAGUUGACCUGUACUGCCGUUUAAUCACAAGGAUGCGGGAUUUGAAACUUGAUGAUCAGAAAUUCAGAUCAAUUGAUGCCAAGGUCAACGACCUCCAGAAGAUGACAGCUGACCUCAUCCACCAUUUUGAAUCAUCUCUCCAUGGCAACAGCAGUGACAAAGCAGAUGCUGUAAUCAGAGCAGAAAAAUGGAGUAGUCACAUGACCCAGGUGGCUGCGGAAUCAAGAGAUCUGAUCGGUUUGCAUGGGGAAUCACGCAAUAUGGUGUCGAGGCAUGAUGGGAAUGAUCACAUGACCACAUUGCAGUCACAGAUUGAGCAGGUAGAUGGUGUGAAAUCAGACGUGAUGAGAUUGAUCGGUGUCACCGUGGGCUGGAAGGAAUCACUACAGGCUGCAGACGGGGGAGACACGCCCACACAUGCCAUGCAUAUUCAACAGUUACAGAGCAAGGCUUCUGAUUGGUCCAGGGUGACCCAUGACCUACACUCUAUGGCCAAUGAGUGUUUAAUAAGCGCAGAUGAUCGUGAACUUGCAGACAGAUUGGAGAGUCUCACCCUGAGCUGGUCCGUCAGUACUAUGGAACUACAAGUAACACUGGAUGAUGUCAUCAUGGGUGGAAGGUCAAGAGAGCUUGUUGGCAUAGCAAAUGCAAUCAGGUCAGGUCAAGAAGAUGAGGUCAUGCUAGAGGUCAAAGGUCUGAAUGUGAGGUGUAAGAAGUUGAUUGAGCAAUCUAGAAAAGCAAUUGCAAGUUGUGGUGAUACUGCUAAGGAGUUGGACCUCAACAAGGCCUUGAAAGAAAUGGAGAAUUGCACGUCAUCGCUUGCAACGUCGGCCAUUUCCAUGGCAACCACUAUGAAGGGGCAGGGAUCAUCAGCAGAUGGCUUUAGGGUUCAGAGGAUAAAUUUACUGCAGAGAGAAUGGAUUGUUAAGACUCAGAUUGUGGAGUGCAUGCUAGAAGGUCUGAUUAUAGAGAUGUUAAUACCCCUAGAUAGACUGACAGGAACUGCCCUGGCUGCUAGACAAGCUAAAGGACCAUCAAGAGAGCAGAUCAUGGAGGAGUUCCAGGCUCAGUCUGAAGGGUUAUCUCAAGCUGUGACAAAGCUCAAGAAUGACUGUGCUGUGUUGCUCCAAGGUGUCUUCAACCUUCCAGAGAAGACUACCAUCUUACAGAGCACUGAUGCAUUGUCAAGAAUAACACCAGGAGUUGUGGCUAAACUAAGGAUGAUAGCAGAUAAUUCUUCAAUGAGUUACAAUGAUGAACUGACAAGCCAGAAGAGAGACUGGGCAUGUAAUGCCAAGGCCCUCAUUCAUGGCAUAAAUAAUCUUCCAGGAGUUGACUUUACUUUGAAACAGGAGAUGAUUCGGUCUCUGCUCCAGGACCAUUCUCCACCGGCUUCAUCAGCAUCGUCAACCAUCAUGUACCCCAGUCCAGGAGGAGGGAUAGGAGUAGGGGGUACAUUCAACCCUCCUACUGUACCACAGCUUACCCCAGAACAGUGGAGAGUUCUCCAAUCAUUACCCCAGCAUGGCAUUCAGUUGAUCCAUACACCCCCUACUGCAGCUUCACCAUAUUUCCAUGGCAACUUCCAGCAUCAUGUGACUUCUGGAAUGACGACACCCAAUCGAGCAGGGACAUCUCCAAGGCUCUUUGAACCUUAUUCAUCACCAAGGCAACAAUCAGCGACGCCUCAUGACCUUUCACCCGGUCGUCCGCGGUCUCUACAUCAGAGUAACCCUGGUGGAAGAAGCAUCGAUGAUCAGGAAUCACCAACUAAGAAAGCAUCUCACUCAGAAGGAACCCCCGGAACCUACAGAAGUCAGACACUUGGAAUAGAUAUUACCCCAAGAUCUUUGAAGCUAAAAUCUACCAGUACGUCAAGCCUUCAAUCCGCCAACAGUACAACAGCUGUCUCUGAUUGUGGAUCUGUGAAAUACUCUAAUUCCAUUACAGCAGCAGCUCUAGCAUUGCAACAAGAGACUGAUCGAUGGGAGGAUGAUAAGAAUGAAAUCAUCAAAGUAGCAAGGACAAUGUCACAACAGAUGAAGAUACUAGCCAAGUUUGCUCGCAGACACUGCUGUAUGGAGGAUAAGGAAGAACUUAUUUCUACAGCUAAAGCUGUUGCUGCCAACGGUUUGAAGAUUGCCAAGUUUGCUGAUAUUAUUGCUAAGAACUGUACGGAUAAAAGGUUUGCAGAGGAGCUUCAAAACGAAGCGCAGCAUAUCCCUACCUUUAGCACCCAGCUUGAUAUCAUCGCUAGCGUGAAGGCAGCCACCCCGGAUGACCUGACCUCUAAUGCUGCUUUGGUUAAGAAUGCUGAAAACCUUAUGACUGCUAUCGUCAGGACAUUGAAAACUGCUGAAGCUGCUUGUGUCAAGGGGCUGAAAUCUUUGGACAAUGAUGAUCCAAGUUGUGAGACUGAAGCAAGGGAAGCAAAGGCCUUGACUAUGCAGUGGAAGAGAAAGUUACAUCGUCAUCGACUUAUUGAGGCUUCUACUGAAGAUACUAACCAUCUAGGAUUAAGAAAGAUCAAGAAGAAUGUAUCGGCACCCUCCCUGACUGAAAUUGUUAUGCCAUGAUGAUGGUAAAUGAUGGAGAAUGGUUGAAUAUAUUAUGUACUUGAAAGCAUUUUUUUACAUCAAUAUUUCAAGUUAAACCCAAGGAAUAUUUAACUUUGUAUGUGUGUACAGCUCUGAAGUAUUCUUGAAAUGUCAUUCAACUCACUUUGCGAAUUUAAGAUACACAGGAGUUAGUUCCCCUCUUGGGAACUUCAUCCUGACAAUAAGUUGGUGUUAAAUAAAGGCAGAAAA
Molecule: messenger RNA, 5313 nt
Organism: Lytechinus variegatus (green sea urchin)
Lineage: Eukaryota; Metazoa; Echinodermata; Echinoidea; Temnopleuroida; Toxopneustidae
Exons: 30
Coding region: 94-5082 (1662 amino acids)
Biological process (GO): cell migration; cell-cell adhesion
Cellular component (GO): catenin complex; adherens junction
Molecular function (GO): actin filament binding; cadherin binding; beta-catenin binding
Source: RefSeq, a predicted model, not a curated record